Molecule: messenger RNA, 1624 nt
Organism: Chrysemys picta bellii (western painted turtle)
Lineage: Eukaryota; Metazoa; Chordata; Testudines; Emydidae
Product: olfactory receptor 4Q2-like
Biological process (GO): G protein-coupled receptor signaling pathway
Cellular component (GO): plasma membrane
Molecular function (GO): olfactory receptor activity; G protein-coupled receptor activity
Source: RefSeq, a predicted model, not a curated record
UAACAAAUUGGCUGCUAAUUAGGCAACCGAAAAACUAUCUCCCAAGAAAGCUGAACCAGCUCUGACCCAUCGGUUCUUCUUCCACUGGAAAUUUUCUCUCUGUCUCCCCUCCUCCUGGACCACGGCCACCAGAAUUUCAGGUCCCACUCCAGGUCCCUCAGACUCGAUUGCACAGGCCCAAUGGAGCAGCUGUGGAGAAACCAGACUCCAGUGGGGGAGUUCCUCCUGGCAGCCCUUUCCCCGACUCCACAGUCCCAGGCCGCCUUGUUUGCUGUGUUCCUCUUGGUCUACGUCUCCACGCUGGUGGGUAAUACCCUCAUUAUGGCGACAGUCAGCUCAGACCCCCGCCUCCGCACUCCCAUGUAUUUCCUGCUGGGCAACCUCUCCUUCCUGGACCUGUGCUACUCCACCGUCACUGCCCCCAAGAUGCUGUUGGACUUUCUGUCUGAGAGGAGGAGUAUUUCCUACCAGGCCUGCAUGGUCCAGCUCUUCUUCCUGCACUUCGUGGGGGCGGCCGAGAUGUUCCUGCUCACCGUCAUGGCCUACGACCGCUACGUGGCCAUCUGCAAGCCCCUCCACUACCCUAGCAUCAUGAACCGGACCCUAUGCAGCUGGCUGGUGGCGGCUUCCUGGGCGGGAGGGUUCAUCCACUCCAUGGUCCAGACCAUCCUCACCAUGCGGCUGCCCUUCUGCGGGCCUAACCGGGUGGACAACUUCUUCUGCGAUGUCCCACCAGUGAUCAAGCUGGCCUGCACUGACACCUAUGUGGUGGAGCUGCUCAUGGUCUCCAACAGUGGGCUAAUCUCCACCAGUUGCUUUGUUAUCCUGGUAGCCUCUUACACCACCAUCUUGGUGAGGAUUCGCUCCCCUGAAGGGCGUCGCAAGGCGCUCUCAACCUGUGCCUCACACCUGACUGUGGUGACCUUAUUCUUCGGGCCCUGCAUCUUCAUCUACGCCCGGCCCUUCUCCAUCUUCUCAGUGGACAAGCUGGUCUCAGUCCUGUACAACAUCAUCACCCCCAUGCUCAACCCCUUGAUCUACACACUCAGGAACAAGGAGGUGAAGUCAGCCAUGAGUAGACUGAGGACAAGGAGCAUUACUUCUGGGGGGAAGGUAAUAGUCUGAGAUGCAGGGAGAGCUGAGAACCAGGCAGCCAUCUUGGGGAGAUAUGGAUCAGCCAAGGCAGCCAUCUUGGGGAGAUAUGGGCUGGACAAGGCAGGGGAGCCAUAGAAGCCAGGAGUCCUGCCUCCCAGCCCCGUCCCCACUCUAAUCCACUAAACCCCACUCCUCUCCCAGAGCUGGGGAUAGAAGCCAGGAAUCCUGGCUCUCAGACCCUCACCUCCACUCUUUCCACUAGACCUCCAACUCUCUUACAACAGGAAUGUCUUUAGCGGUUAUUGGAUGACUCUGUAACAUGCAGCCUGCAUUAACCAUCCGAUGUCCUGCAGGACAAAGAGGCCCACAACACCUAAGUCCCAGCCCUCCCUGCUGGGGGACCUGGGAUUAGAACUUGAGAUCUUCUUCUCCACAUGCUCACUGAGUUAAAUGAGAGCCCCUAGCUGCAGCACUAUGAUGUCUCUGAUAUCGCCAUGCUGUCGCUAGGGGGCGACAUUGCCCCAAGAUG